Molecule: messenger RNA, 489 nt
Organism: Eufriesea mexicana
Lineage: Eukaryota; Metazoa; Arthropoda; Insecta; Hymenoptera; Apidae
Product: tetratricopeptide repeat protein 25
Exons: 2
Coding region: 28-489 (153 amino acids)
Cellular component (GO): cytoplasm
Molecular function (GO): protein binding
Source: RefSeq, a predicted model, not a curated record
GAUAAGGAUCGCGCUGCCGCAGUAAAUAUGGGAACUAGAGAUAUUAAACAAUCGUUAAAAAUGAAACAGAAACAAGAUCGCAAUUUACAAUUGCCCGAAGAUACUGAACCAACCACUAUGUUGGCAUUAGGAUUGCGAGAAAUGCGAAUUGGUGAUGUCAAAGUCGCAAUGAAUUGUAUUAAUAAGGCCCUGGAUCUUGAACCAAAUGAUAAUAAUGCAUUAAUAGCACGAAGUAGAUGUCAUCUUUUACUAGGAGAGCCUCAAAAAGCAUUACAAGAUGCUGAAAAUGCAUUACAAUGCAGAAUGAAAAAUACCAGUAUGGCUAACGCAAUGUAUUGUAAAGCAGAAGCUUUAUAUCAUCUUGGUGAUUUUGAAAUGAGUCUUGUAUAUUAUUACCGUGGUAUGAGAAUUCGACCAGAAUGCGGACACUUUCGUCUUGGUGUUCAUAAAGCAAAAGAUGCAAUACAAAAUAUACUACGUAAAAAUUAA